CCCGAUCCCCCUCCGUCAGGCUAUCAGUGUUCCUACCUCCACCAGUAGGAGCUGAAGGAUGGAGGCACUAAUCCCCAUUAUAAACAAACUUCAGGAUGUGUUUAAUACCGUGGGGGCGGACUCAAUGCAGCUGCCGCAGAUCGUGGUGGUUGGCUCCCAGAGUGCAGGGAAGAGCAGUGUGCUUGAGAGUCUGGUAGGGCGAUCCUUCCUGCCCCGCGGCAUUGGCAUUGUGACGCGACGGCCCCUUGUGCUGCAGCUGGUGUACACCACAUCAGAGGACAAUCAACACCGCUCAGCUGAGACAGAUCAUGCAGCGGGGCUAGACUGCCCUGAUGCAGUGUGUCCCCCUCAUCCUCCCCUUCGCAAGAAAAAGCAACCCAUCAUCUCGGAAUACUGCUGCAAGUCAGGCACCUUGGAUUUGGAAGAAUGGGCUCAGUUCCUUCACAUAAAAGACAAAGUCUUCACUGACUUUACUGAAGUUCGGAAAGAAAUUGAGCGGGAAACAAGCCGAGUAGCUGGAGACAACAAGGGAAUAUGCAGUGAGCCAAUACGUCUCAAGAUCUACUCAGAUAAAGUUGUCAAUUUGACUGUGGUGGACCUGCCAGGAUUAACAAAGGUGCCAGUUGGGGACCAACCUGAAGAUAUAGAAUUGCAGAUACGUGACCUUCUACUCUAUUACAUCAGCAACCCAAACUCCAUCAUUCUGGCUGUGUCCUCUGCCAACAUGGACAUGGCAACCUCAGAGAGCCUCAAGAUGGCCAAAGAGGUGGAUCCUGAUGGCCGGCGGACGCUGGCAGUUAUCACUAAGCUGGAUCUAAUGGAUGCUGGGACUGAUGCAAUUGACAUCCUGUGUGGUCGAGUCAUUCCUGUGAAGCUGGGAAUCAUUGGAGUGGUAAACAGGUCUCAACAAGACAUCAUUGACAGCAAGUCCAUAAAAGAGGCACUGGCAGAUGAGGCAGCAUUCCUACAACGAAGAUACCCAACCCUUGCUAACCGUAAUGGCACGCCUUACCUGGCCAAGACUCUCAAUAGACUCCUCAUGCACCACAUUCGAGACUGCCUCCCAGAACUUAAGACACGAGUCACUAUGAUGAUGUCCCAGUUCCAAUCCCUGCUUAGCAGCUAUGGAGAUGAUGUACAAGACAAGGCCCAGACUCUCCUGCAGAUCAUCACAAAGUUCAAUGCUGCUUACUGCCAGACCAUUGAAGGCACUGCCAGAAAUAUUGAAACCACAGAACUAUGUGGUGGCGCCCGAAUUUGUUAUAUUUUCCAUGAGACAUUUGGUCGCACAUUGGACUGCAUCCAUCCACUUGCUGGCCUGACACAAAUGGAUAUUCUUACUGCCAUACGUAAUGCCACAGGACCAAGACCUGCCCUGUUUGUACCUGAGGUGUCAUUUGAACUGCUGGUGAAGAGACAGAUCCGAAGAUUAGAAGAACCAUCUCUCCGUUGUGUUGAGCUUGUUCAUGAAGAAAUGCAGAGAAUCAUCCAGUUUUGUGGAACUGAGGUUCAGCAGGAGAUGUUGCGCUUCCCCAAGCUGCACGAGAAGAUUGUUGAUGUGGUCACUCAGCUUCUGAGAAGACGCUUGCCACCCACCAAUGAUAUGGUUGAAAACUUGGUGGCCAUCGAGUUGGCAUAUAUCAACACCAAACACCCAGACUUCCAAAGCAAUGCCUCACUGGUGUCGUCACUGCUAGGAGAGGAAGAAAAGGCACGCUCCAUUCCUGUCCGGCGCAGCCACGGCAAUGCACCCUCAACCUAUGAGCAAGAAAUAAGGGAGCAGUCCAAGACCCAGAGUUUGCAGAACAUCCAGAGGUACGUGGGAGAUCAAUCCCUUCCUCGACCGAUGGCACUGGAAGGCCACCCAUCACAACCCACAAACAAAGACCAGGCCAACACCCAGAACUGGUUCUCAUCUCUGAUAGCCGGCCCCCGAGCAGAGCAUGCAGAGCCAAGCAAAGAACAGUCCCAUGAGAAUUCUCCCAACAUGACUCCAACUCAUCAGCUUUUGGCUGUGUCAGCAUAUGAGGCUUUCACUAAUCCUUCUGAAGGUGUAGAGGCAGAGAAGUUGCCGCAGCUGCCCCCACCACCAGCUGAGGGUGGCAUCCUGUCCCCACAGAAGCCGGUCAACCUGCUGCCUGAGGUGCCCAUGCAGCAGUCACGCAAACUCACCGAGAGGGAGACCAAGGAUUGUGAGGUCAUAGAGCGCCUCAUCAAGUCCUACUUCUACAUAGUUCGAAAGAGCAUUCAGGAUAAGGUGCCCAAGGCAGUGAUGCACUUUUUGGUGAACCAUGUGAAGGACAACCUGCAGUCAGAGUUGGUGAAGCACCUCUACCGCACUGAUGAGAUUGACACCUUCCUCUCAGAGUCUCCAGAGAUCGCCCAGCGCAGGAAGGAAGCAGCUGAGAUGCUCAAGGCAUUGCAGCAUGCAAAUGUCAUCAUCGGUGAAAUUCGGGAAACCCACAUGUGGUAGACACUCAUUGCACACGACCUUCCCUGCUCUUUGUCAGGCAUCUGUGUUACACAGCACAGAAAUAUAGAACACCCAGAUAAAUUAAUGUAUAUCAGAUGCAGUCUGAGAUUUUAUAUAUGUUUAUUUCUUACUGCCAUUCAUUUUUAGCUGGAGAACAUUUUAUACUUUAAAUCAAUGGAUUCUAUUUAUAUGCUUUGCGGAAAUGAGAAGUACAGUUCACUUUCUAAGCUUCAUGUGUUAACCUUUAUGCAAAACUACAGGUAUGAGUUUGACCAUGAUUCAUUAUAGAAACCUACUCAGUUAUUUCACAUGACUGCAGAACUACUACUUAAUCCAUAAUACUGUUAGGUAACUCACUCGCCCAAGUAAUGUGUAGGGAAUCCUGUAUCUUGAUUCUUCUUGCAAGUGCUGAUGGUAUAUAGUAUUUCAUACAUGUACAUAUUGGUCAUAUUUUUAUGCACUUUAACUUUUGUCUCGAUUACUUUGUAAAUAGUAGAUUAAUUUCUUAUCUGUUAAAUUGUUUUAGUGCUAAGAACUAAAGAAUAUUAUUACCAGGAACCAUAAAUGAAAAAACUGACACCCUGACUCGUAGCCACCCAUGAUAUUAGCAGCCCCUCAGGAACCAUUUAGGUCUGCUGGUCUGAAGUCUGAAGCAAUGGGUAAAUUGAAGUAAACAGCAGAUGAUUGCUUGGUUGAGGGAAAUUGACACAAAUUUUAAGGAUUGAUUAGGGGGAUUUGUAUUUAUGUAUGCAUGUAUGUGUGCAAGGUUGUAUGGUAGUGGUUAUUUUUAAGAAUAUUUUUAGAUCACAACAGUUUUCUUCAGUCAAGCCAUCAGUCCGCUAAUUGUACGUACAUAUUUAGAUGGGCUCAUUGUGGAUAUAGAUAGUUAAAGUAAACCUUGAUGUUUUCAGAGUCUAAAGUUGAAUAUAUGAUUAAAGUUUAAGUAUGUAUCUUUGUAAUAUUGGUGUUUUUCUUUAGCGACAUAAGAGUGUAUUCAGCAUGCUGCCAACAGUGCUCAGGGGUGCAUAGGGGUGACAUGGUUCCACUGCAAUGAACAAAGUCUUUUCAAAAAAUGUUGUAUGUAUGAAAGUGAAGACCCUUUUUAGUUCACUCUUUCCUGAGCUUCAUCAAGUGUAUGAAGCACACAGCUUUUCACUGUAUAAAAUAAAGGCCUCAUUUCA
This is a messenger RNA of Portunus trituberculatus (swimming crab), 3654 nucleotides long. It is a transcript of the gene Drp1, whose product is annotated as dynamin-1-like protein. The record is from RefSeq and is a predicted model, not a curated record. Gene Ontology annotation, biological process: mitochondrial fission. The transcript is spliced from 17 exons. Gene Ontology annotation, cellular component: mitochondrion; membrane; cytoplasm. Gene Ontology annotation, molecular function: GTPase activity; microtubule binding; GTP binding. The coding region runs from base 59 to 2473 and encodes 804 amino acids. Lineage: Eukaryota; Metazoa; Arthropoda; Malacostraca; Decapoda; Portunidae.